Molecule: messenger RNA, 2919 nt
Organism: Amphiprion ocellaris (clown anemonefish)
Lineage: Eukaryota; Metazoa; Chordata; Actinopteri; Pomacentridae
Exons: 6
Coding region: 197-2188 (663 amino acids)
Source: RefSeq, a predicted model, not a curated record
AUCACCCUCCUUUGGACAAUUUACUGUCCAACCAUCCAGAGUCUACGCACUCAGUGUAUGUCUCGUGGUGGGGUACGCACUCACACUUGACAUUUGAGCAAGACAUUUAGGAACGAAGGGAAGUACAGAGCGUUUUCUUGGGAGAGACUGGGAUUGUUUUGGGAGUAUAUGUUUUUUUCAUGUUUUCUCUGACAGCAUGGAGUACUGCACUUUGAAAGGAUUCCUGGUGGUUUUGCUGAUACAACACUGCAAGUCUGAAGAUCUGUCUACCUCCAUCCAAUCCUCCACUGCGGUCGCCCACCAAGAUGGCCAGAGCUUACCCCAGGAUCCAGAGUUGCCCCCCGCAGAAGUGGUACCAGUAGCGUCCCCUCCUAGCCUGAAGGAGGUGCAGCAGGCCGUGCAGGAGGCAUCAGAGCAGGUGGAGGGUCGUGGGGCUGAGGAAGUGCUGAAGGAGCUGCUGGAGAGAGUGGUGGAGGCAGCUCUGGGACAGGCGGAAGCAGGGAACGACGCAAAAGCGGAUGUAGUGCAGGAAGCGGUUGAGGAGGAUUCACUGGGGACAAAAUCAAAAGAGAGUGAAGCUGAGGUAGAAGUGCUAGAGGAGGCAGUGGAGGAUGAAGAUAUGGGGGACAAGGAGGAAGAUACCGGUGUUGAAGAGAAGCAGGAGGUAGCAGAGGUGGAUGCACUUGAAGAUGUGGCCGAGGAGGGGAAAGGAGUUGUCGAGGCAGAGGGUGAAACAGCAGCUGGAUCUGUGGAGAAGACCACAGCCGCUGUAGAAACUGAAGUCAGACAGACAGAGGGUGUGGAGGUUAUCGAUGAGUCGCUGGGAAGUGAGGAGGAGGUUGUGGAAGGAGCUGUGGCUGCUUUAGAAGAGAAAGGAGGGGAUUUGGCCAUAGAGGAGGCAGGGGAGGAGGACAGCGAGGAUCAGGUCGUGUUGUCUGAAGAAAAAGGAGCAGCUGAAACAGAAAUACAGGAAGCAGAGGAAGCCCCAGCUGCUGUAGAGGUGGCAGUAAUUGGACAGCCAGAUCAGGAGACUGUGGAAGAGUCUGAACCAUGGCUAGGAGAGGCUGACGUGGAGCAGAUAGGGCAUGAUGGGUCGAGAGAAGAGGCUCUGGGGGAUGAAACUCAGGUAGAUGAAACAGAACGUGAAGAGAUAAUAGUGCCUUCUGAUAAUUAUGACAUAGAAGCCACACAAAGUGUAGUAGGAGAUACAGGAGAGGAGGAGGAAGAGGAAGAAAACAUAGUAAUGGAUCCUGAAGGGCCAGAAGGAGAAGAUGGGUAUUUAGUGGAGGGAGGAACUGCAGAAGAGGAAGAAGCAGAAGGUACAGAUGUAGGGGAAGUAACAGGAGAUGAAAUAGAAGGAGAGAGUGUAAUCAAGGAGGAAUCGGUGGUAUUGGUGAAUGAGGAAAGCGUUCAAAAAGCAGGGGAGGAGGAGCAGAUUGCUUUGGAGACUUCAAACGGUGGUGAAAAGGAGGAUGAAGAAGUGGUCUCAGAGCCUGCGGAUGGUGAAGAAGCCUCAAUGGAGCAGAGCCCUGAGAACCAGGCUCCCACCUCAAACCCAUCCCUCAGUGAGGUGGAAACUGGAGAAAACACUCCUGAUGAGGAGAAGUCAGACCACGGCAACGAGAUCAUCACCACCACCGAUGACCUUUUGCCACAGGAGUCCUCUGUGGCUCAACCUACACUAGAUAAUUUCAUGAAUGGUGUUCUAGGUGAACAACCCGAGGCACAAGGAGAGGAACUAGGAGAGGCCAAUGAGCUGGUAGAAGAUACAGCUGGAACUACAGAGACAAAUGAGCUAGGCCUGGAGGCAUGGAAGAUAGGGGCUAUUUCCGCUGCAGUGUUCUUGGUUUUGGAGACUGUUGUCAUCAUUAUCUAUAUCCUCAAAUGUCGCAACAAAAACAGUACCCCGGCCCUACAGCGGGCAUGCGAAGAAGGGUGUGUUGAACCAGAGGCAGCUACAGGAGGUGACUGCAGUGACGACACACUGCCUGCAGGCAAUGGAGACACUCAACAGAUAGCCACGCUUGACCCGUCUGAUGUGGCUUCGACCCUGGCCACAACAAAGGAGAAGCAAGGAGACGAGCAUGCGAUAGCCAUGUCAGGCCUCCCGCCCGGCUCCACAGAGGAGUCAGCCAACACUGGACCAGGACCAGACUCUUCACAAGACCUCAGGACUUCCAUCCUCUAGGGGGUCCAAAUGUUUGUCUGUUCCUGCUGCGUCUAAAUGGAACCCAAAAAGGCCACUUUCCAAGCCUGCACCCAAUCCCAAAUCACCUAGUUACCCUAAAUUCUCAAACCCAACACAGACUGCCUUGGAGUCAAACUGUAAUAACUAGUGCACAUGUAUCGCAUUUAUAUUUGGUGUAUAUGUCUGUUUAUUUGUCUGUCUGUCUGUCUGUCUGUGUGUGCAUGUAACGUGAGCGAAAGAGAUACUGUAACACAUUUUGCAUGUAUGAAUAUGUGGAUGAGUGAACAGGAAGAGCAUGUUUUAAAAUACUCUGUGCAAGUGUGAGUGUGGAAAUGUGAUAAAACUGUUCUGUAUUUAGUUUGAUGUCUGUAAACUCUUUAGGCUGAAAUGGAAUUUUUUCACACUGACCACUUCAGUCAUGCUGUUCAAAGUUGUUGAAAAGAACACAGCAGGAGCAGCGACAAUAAGCAAUUUUCCUGUUUUAAUGGCAAUUCAGUACAGUGUGUUCACAAAGUGCUGGCAGUACCACAGAGUGCUAUAUCUGAGCAGUCUCAUUAAACUGUACAACACUGGCCUACGAGGAAAAGAAAGAAAAAAAACAAGAUUUUUCAUUACUGAGAUGGAUUUUAAAAUUUUAUUUGAUUUUUAUUCUACAUAACUCUUGACCUUUGUAUCAUCAUUUGUGAUUUGAGCAAUACAAAAUAAAGAGAUAAUAUUGAAAAUGUUCCUUU